Molecule: messenger RNA, 568 nt
Organism: Lates calcarifer (barramundi perch)
Lineage: Eukaryota; Metazoa; Chordata; Actinopteri; Centropomidae
Product: LIM homeobox transcription factor 1-beta.1-like
Exons: 3
Coding region: 2-394 (130 amino acids)
Source: RefSeq, a predicted model, not a curated record
GAUGAAGAAGUUAGCCCGCAGACAGCAGCAACAGCAGGAGCAACACAACAGCCAAAGGCUAGGCCAAGAGGUGACAUCAGGUUGUAUGGAGAGCUUACUCAGCUCCAUCUCAGGGCCUCUACCUCCAAACCAGCAGCAGCACCUGGUAACCAUGGAGCACAACAGCUACAACACUGACCACUUUCAACAGGGUCUCACCCCACCACAAAUGCCUGGUGAUCACAUGAACCCCUAUGGUACUGACUCCUUUGUCCACGACAUUGACAGUGACACCUCUCUGACAAGUCUAAAUGAUUGCUUCAUGGCCACUACAGAUGUAGGCUCCUUCCAGGGUCAAGUAGGGAACCCCAUCGACAGCCUGUACUCAAUGCAGACCACCUACUUUGCCUCCUGAAACUCCAGCAUUACAAUCAGUCCCAUCCCACCCACAACAUCAUCUCCCAGACCAUAAACAGUAGGUACACAAAGGUGCAGACACAAGACAUUCAGGUCACAUGAUUGUUCUGGAAGACAUGGAUCAGUAAGCAAGGACAAAUGACUGCAGGAAAGACUCCGCCAAAUAUACCUG